This is a messenger RNA of Candida dubliniensis CD36, 3168 nucleotides long. RefSeq lists its product as uncharacterized. The coding region runs from base 1 to 3168 and encodes 1055 amino acids. Lineage: Eukaryota; Fungi; Ascomycota; Pichiomycetes; Serinales; Debaryomycetaceae. The transcript has a single exon. The record is from RefSeq and is a predicted model, not a curated record.
AUGGAAGCUAUGAAAAAGAGAAUGACUAAUACCCAUUCUCCUAAACCAGAAUCUCCUAAACUACCAACUUCUCCCGAUCCAGAUAAUUUAGAAGGAUUAUCACCAGAAUUAAUACCUAUUGUCACACUUUUAUCAUCUCAAGCUCAUCGUCGAUAUAAUGAAGGGAUUUUUAUGCUUUAUUAUGAUUUAAAUGGUGAUGGGAAACCUGCUGAUCGUGAAUGGAGAGAAGUUUAUGGUAUUUUAACUGGUAAUCAAUUGGCAUAUUGGGAUGCAGCAAAUUUGGCUCAAUUUAAAAAUAAUCCUAAUGCAUUAUUAGAAACUUCUUCUAAACCAAAUUAUAUAAAUUUUACUGAUUCAGUUUAUAAUGCCAUGAAAACAUUACCAGCUGCUAAACAAAAUUUAGAUAAUGUAAUUAUUGUUUCAACAACUUUGAAAAAUAGAUAUUUAUUACAAUUUAAAUCUUAUAAAGAUUUAACAAUUUGGUAUUCAGCAUUAAGAUUAUCAAAUUUUGAAUAUUCAUCAUUACAAGAAGCUUAUACUGGGGCAUUAUUAUCAGCAAGAGGUUCAAGAUUAUCUGAUAUAAGAACUAUUUUAGCAGAAAAAAGAUUUGAUCAUGAAGAUUGGGUUAGUAUAAGAUAUGGUAGUGGUAUGGCUUGGAAACGAUGUUUUGCUGUUGUUGAACCUUCAAUUUUGAAAAAAAAAAAUUUUAUUCCCGGAAGAAUUUUAUUUUAUGAAAAUGAACAGAAAAAAAAGAAACAAUUAAUGGCAGUGGUAACUAAUGCUACUGCAGUUGCUGCUAUAUAUCCUCAAUCUCAUUUAUUAAUUGAUCAUUCAACAAUGUUAAAAAUGGAAGGUUAUAUUAAUUUUACUUCACCAAGUUUAUCUACUAAAAUUUCUAAAAAAAAUGCUAAUGAUUUUAAACAUACAUCACUUUUUUUAAUGCCAGAACAACAUUCUUCUGUACCAGGAUUUGAUACUUUAAUUAGAUUUUUGAUACCAUUAUUAGAUUCUUUUGGAUUAUAUGGAAGACCAAAAAGACUUAAAGCAAAUAGAAAUGAUAUUGAUUCAUUAUUAUUUGGAUUACCAACUUUACCUCAUGUACAUUAUUUAGAAUUAAAUGAUAUUUUGGAUUUAACUAAAGGGGAUUUUUUAAAUUGGGAUUUGAAAACUUGGACCGAUAAUAUUAAAAAUAUUUUAAAAUCUAAAAUUGAUAGAGGUUAUGAAGGUUGUGGAAGUCAAAGAGGAAUUAAGGGAGCAGUUACAUCAUUAAGUAGUCCAGUGACUUCAACUGGUUCACCAAGAUUUGCUAGUGGUGGGGGUGGUCAAGGAUUUUCUUCAAGACUGACUUCAUCAACUUCUUCUCAACCUAAACUACAUCAACAAAGGAAACCAGUACCAGUACCACAACCACAACCACAACCACCAUCAUCAUCAUUACCAGGACCAGAAUUGAAACCUAUAGGUAAAAGUUUUGAUAAAAAUAUUAAUGAUUUACAUAUUGGUGUGUCAUCCAAUGAUAAUUUACUUUCUGUUGAUAAACUGAAAGAUAAUCAUAAAUCAGUACAAUUGGCAGAAAUUUAUCAAAAAUAUUCUGAUUUGAAAACUCCAAGUGAUAAUUAUACUGAUAGAAAUAUUUUAUUAAAUGGAUCUCAUGAACAUCUUAUUGAAGAUGAAUUACCUGCUGGUAUACAACAAAUGAAAUUACAUGACAAUAUUUAUCCUAAAGAUGAUGAUGGAUUGUUUAGUGAUGAUGAUGAUGAUGAUGAUGAAUUGGGUACUAUUGAUGUCAGAAAAAUUGGUAUGAAUAAUAAUGGAUCUGGAUCUGGAUCUGGAUCUGGAUCUGGGUCUAAUCCAUCUUUAGAUCCAGCAUUAGGAUUAAGUGGAGCAUUAAAAGUUCCUUAUUCAGAUGAUAGAUCUGGUAGUUAUUCUUCAGUUAUUUCACCAAUGUCUCAAUUUAAUAAUCUUAAAGAAAGUUAUCAAAAUGUUGAUCAUAGAGCUCCAUAUCCAAACAAUAGUGAUAAUGAAAUUGAUGAUGAUGAUUCUCCUCCACCUCCAGUACCAACUCAUGAUUUGAAAUAUCUGGCAGGAGGUUUAGGUUUAGGUUCAGGUUCAGGUUCAGGUUUAGGUUUACAAGGGAAAUUGAAAAGAUCUAAUGAUGAUAAUUUAAAUGGAUUAUCAUCAAAUGAUUCAAUUUCAAUUUCUCAAAAUCAAUUAAAAUCAAAAUAUAUUUCAUCUCCAAAUUCUACUUCACAAAAUCAUAUUUAUAAAAUAAUCCAUUCACCAGAUAAAAAAUCACCAUUGAGUAAAAAUAAUGUUCAAUAUCCAAUUUCUCCAGAACGUUUAUCAAAUAUUCAAAAAUCAUCAGAUAAUUUGGUUGAUGUUAUAAAAUUACCAGUUUUACCUGCUAUAAAUAAAGUUCCUCCACAAGAAGAACAACAACAACAACAACAACAACAACGACAACCACAGAAGUAUCCACAACCACAACAACAACAACAACAAUCAAGUCAACAACAACAACAACAAUUAUAUUCUCCACAGCAUGUGCAACAACAGAAAUAUCAUCAACAACAACAACAAUACUAUCAACAACAGAAAUUGCAGCAACAGCAACAACAAAGACCUUUACAACAACAAUAUUAUCAAAAACAGCCACAACCACAACCACAACAACAACCACAACCACAACAUCAACAUCAACAUCAACAACCACAUAGAGUACCACCUCCUCAACAACAAUCUCAACAACAACUAUCACAAGCUUAUAGGGCUGCUCCACCACCUCAACAACAACAACAACAACCACAACCACAACCACAACUUUAUGGACGUUCUCAACAACAAGGUUUCCCCAGAGAAACAACUAAUGGACAUCCACAAGGGUCAGGAUAUAUGCAAAAUCGUGGGGUUAUUCCUAGAAAUAAUGGACAACCAUCUGGAUCACAACCCCAGAAUAAUGUCAGAGGAUUUGGUAGUGGCCAUCCACAACAACAACAACAAUAUCAAUAUUCAUAUUUACCACUGGGAGCUUCAGUUCCACCAAAACCACAAGCACAACAGCAAGCACAACAGCAAGGGCAACAACAACAGCCGCAUAGGGGUCAUCAUCCUUAUGGUGUACAAUAUAAUAGUCAACAAUAUCCAAAUAGUCAAACUAGGUAUUAUUAA